AUGAAGGAAGAAACAACACUUUUCACAAGUCCACUGACGCAACAUGAACUGGUAGACAAAUUGGGUUGUUCAGAAGCUUACUGUACACCAUGCGGCGCCUGUAAACAGAAAUAUAUUGUCGAAACCGUAAGAGAAAUUAGAAAAAGGAUCAAGAAACAUGAAACCGAAAGAUCUGAAUUGGCGGAGCAUAUCGCACAGACUGGACACGAGAUGAAUUGGAGGGCAACAGAAAGAACGGCCUCAUACGAUGACAACACAAAGAAGCGGAAUCUAAUCAAGGAGACGACCCGUGAAUUGUUCUAUCUGCAAGCAUGUGAAUCACAGUCUAGGCGCUCUGAUCGGUGA
Molecule: messenger RNA, 345 nt
Organism: Protopolystoma xenopodis
Lineage: Eukaryota; Metazoa; Platyhelminthes; Monogenea; Polystomatidea; Polystomatidae
Source: the annotation of a GenBank genome assembly